Messenger RNA from Sitodiplosis mosellana (orange wheat blossom midge), 1458 nucleotides. Its product is annotated as TGF-beta-activated kinase 1 and MAP3K7-binding protein 1-like. The coding region runs from base 95 to 1306 and encodes 403 amino acids. The transcript is spliced from 6 exons. Lineage: Eukaryota; Metazoa; Arthropoda; Insecta; Diptera; Cecidomyiidae. The record is from RefSeq and is a predicted model, not a curated record.
AGCACUCUCUGUGUAGCUUAUUUGUUGUCAAAUCGGGAUAACUAACUAUUCCUAUGCUGUUUGUGUUGUUGAAAUUUUGAAAAUCGAGUAGAAAAUGCGUGCGGAAAAUAUUGAUAUACAAGCCAAAUCGCUGACUGACGGACUGCCCAUUUGUAAUUCGACUGGAACAGGCACGGCAACGAAUCAAUUGUACGAUGAAAAUGGGAGCACAGCAGGUGAACACCAUAUAUCAUAUGAUAACAGUUUUCAGUGUCAACAAUCCGAUCGCAUGUCGCUGUAUGUCAUCUGUUCUGGGAAUGGUUUUUCAAAAUUCGCUGAAGAAAAACUUGCGGCCGAAAUUCUUUUUGGACAGUUAAACGAUAGCGCACAUGAAGAUGUGAAAGAUGUACUUCGACAAGCGUUUGGCUCACUCGAAAGAGACUAUUUGAAUUGGAUUGACGAGUGUCUUACACAACAAGUUCAGAAUAUGGACCAAACAAGGCAUAGCAAUGAACAGGCAACUCUGCAGUCAUUUGCCGAUGAGAAAACCGUCUAUGGAAUCCAUAUAGCUCUGGCUUUGAUAUACAACUACAAACUGUACACUUGCAAUGUGGGCAAGUGUCGUGUCAUUUUGUGCAAAACGGAUAGCAGCAACGUUCUGCGAGCGGUCCAAAUGAGUGCUGGCUGUGAGAUUAACCAGGAGAACACAUAUGCAUGCGAAUCGAUAUUGUCACGAUUAGAAAUUGUCGGGCCAAUUCCAUUGGACGAUUCACAUCGAUUCUUGGUACUUAUGUCAUCUGGACUGUGUAAAGCGCUUCAAGAGGUGCACAACCACGAAGAGCAGAAUAUAAAUCGUGAACUGGUACAGAGCAUUGUGCAUUGUUUUCGAAUCAAACCAACACUUGCGGCCAUCGCACAAUCCGUUGUCGAAAAGAUUAUGUCACAGCAUCUGGCCCACUACAUGCAACGAACGAAUGAUGUGCAAUUCAGAAGUCGACCCGAUAUGACGUUAAUGAUACGAAAUUUCAACUAUCCAAUGCCAAACGAAAUUCGACCACAACAAAAUAGGGUCACAUUCAAUCCAAUAAAUCGAGAACAUGUACUGACCAAUCACACAAUGUCAUCGUCAUCGGAUCAAAGCAGUAGAAUGGAUACGACCAAUUCAAACUACACAAACAGUUCAACGACAACGUCUAGCUCCAAUCGCAGUGAUUUUUUCGAUAAAAACAUUCGAAUUAGCCCAUACGUUGACUUCACCGACUAUUACCGAAAUGUUGAGGCAGCACGACGAAACGGCACACUUCCACCAAAUAUUCGAUUUAGUUAGCAUAAAUAAUUUGCCCGUCUUCGAAUUGAAACGAACGGUUGAAACGAUUAAUUUGGUUGAUAUAUUUAUUGUUUUUGUUUUUUUUUUCGUAUUAGUUAUGGUUAAACGAAUUUCAUACGAGAGAAAAAAAAUAAUAUAAACCCGCAGCUAUU